AUGUCUGCCACCGCGCGGGCGGCGACAUUGCGAUCUCGGGCCCCGGCCCUACGAGCAGCUUCUCGAGCCUCGGCGUAUUCGACAGUCUCAGCGCAGACUCUGGCCUUCUCCUCGAGUCGACGAACCACCCUCCCCUCUCCUCCCCUCUCCGCGACCCAGCUUAUCUCACCAUUUGCCGCUCUCCCUUUGACCCGUUCUUUCCACGUCGCAACCGCUCUCUGGCAACAGAAGCAGCAGCAGCCAGGCCAGGAGCAGCAAAAAGAAGAAAAGAAGGACGAGGACGGAAAGUCCGAGGACAAAUCAGAAGGCGAGCAGUCCAAGGAAGAGAAGGGCGAGGAGAAGAAGGAAGACGCUCCUCCGCCGCCACCCCACGGAGACAAGACCCCUUGGCAAGUGUUCCGGGAGACUCUCCAAACCGAGUUCAAGGCGUCCAAGGAGUGGAACGAGUCCACCAAGGCGCUGGCUUCUUCGGCGCACGAGUUCAGCGAGAACGAGAACGUUAAGCGUGCACGCGCGGCCUACGAAGCCGCCUCAGGUGCCGCCCAAACGCGCACCUCCGCCGCUCUGAAAAGUACUGGCCAGGUAAUUGGCAAGAGUGCUGCCUGGACAUGGAAUACCCCCGUGGUCAAGGGCGUCCGGAAGGGUGUCACCGCCACCGGUUCGGGAAUCGAGCGGGCCACGAGACCCGUUCGACAGACUGAAGCCUAUAAGAACGUGAAGGAGACGAUUGACGAUGGGAGCAGCUCCCGCUAUGGUGGAUGGGUUGAGAAGGAAGAGCGUCGCAAGCAGCGGAAGCGCCGUGAGGAAAUGGAGGCCAAGGCUGGCAAGCGGCGGUCGGUGCCCAUGGAGGAAGAUCCCGAGGCCGGAACCAACGUCACCCUCCACAAAGAUGCUGCCUGGAAGGAGUCGUGGCGUGACUUCCGCGAUUCCAACCCGGUGAUGCAGAGACUCUUCUCCAUGAAGGAGGUUUACAACGAGUCGGAGAACCCACUUAUCAGUACUGCGCGCAGCAUCUCCGACCGGGUUGCUGGGUUUUUCGCAGAGAACGAGACGGCCAUGGUCAUUAAGAAAUUCCGCGAGAUCGACCCGAACUUCCAGAUGGAGGAGUUCAUCCGCGAGAUGCGCGAAUAUAUGCUCCCGGAGGUUCUCGAUGCCUAUGUCAAGGGUGAUGUUGAGACGCUCAAGCUCUGGCUCUCUGAUGCGCAGUACCACGUCUACGCAGCUCUUGCACAACAGUACACCACCGCCGGUUUGAAGUCGGAUGGCCGCAUUCUGGACAUCCGUGGUGUUGAUGUUUCGCAUGCUCGCCUGCUGGAACCUGGCGAGAUCCCUGUGUUCGUUGUCACCUGCCGGACGCAGGAAGUUCAUGUCUACCGCAACGUCAAGAGCGGCGAACUUGCCGCAGGUAUGGAGGACAAAGUGCAACUGGUCACUUAUGCCAUCGGCAUGACUCGGAUCCCUGAAGAAGUCAACAACCCCGAAACCCGCGGCUGGCGCUUGAUUGAGCUGCAGAAGGCCGCUCGCGACUACAUCUAA
Messenger RNA from Penicillium riverlandense, 1536 nucleotides. It is a transcript of the gene tim44, whose product is annotated as protein translocase subunit TIM44. Bases 1 to 1536 code for a protein of 511 amino acids. The record is from RefSeq and is a predicted model, not a curated record. Gene Ontology annotation, molecular function: protein-folding chaperone binding. Gene Ontology annotation, cellular component: mitochondrial inner membrane. NCBI's taxonomy places the organism in Eukaryota, Fungi, Ascomycota, Eurotiomycetes, Eurotiales, Aspergillaceae. Gene Ontology annotation, biological process: protein import into mitochondrial matrix. The transcript has 2 exons.